GCCCUCCGAGGGCUCAUGACGUACUUCCGCCAAUGUGCUUCACCCCUCUCAGAUGCGGGUUGUGCGUAGUUCCGAGAAAGAGUUUUGCGUCACAGCUUCCGGUACAAAGCAAGUGGUUUUCCGCGGUUCCAAGGGAUUCCUUCAUGUUUCCUUAGCUUCUGGUAGGGUUUUUUUUUUUGUUUUGUUUUGUUUUGUUUUUUUAAACCUGGGUGUGACGUAUUAAGCAGGCCGACGGAAAUAGAAUUAAAAGCGUUCUAAAAUGGCGAACCGUACGGUGAAGGAUGCCCACAGCAUCCAUGGCACCAACCCUCAGUAUCUGGUGGAGAAGAUCAUCCGGACGCGGAUCUAUGAGUCAAAGUACUGGAAAGAAGAAUGUUUUGGACUUACAGCUGAACUUGUAGUCGACAAAGCCAUGGAGUUAAAAUUCGUGGGUGGUGUGUAUGGUGGAAACAUAAAGCCAACUCCUUUUUUGUGUUUAACCUUGAAGAUGCUUCAAAUUCAACCUGAGAAGGAUAUCAUUGUUGAGUUCAUAAAAAAUGAAGAUUUCAAGUAUGUCCGGAUGUUGGGGGCACUUUACAUGAGGCUGACAGGAACUGCAAUUGACUGCUACAAAUACUUGGAGCCUUUGUACAAUGACUAUCGAAAAAUCAAGAGCCAGAACCGAAAUGGAGAGUUUGUACUGAUGCAUGUAGAUGAGUUCAUUUAUGAGCUUCUGCACAGUGAGAGAGUCUGUGAUAUCAUUUUGCCCCGGCUACAGAAACGGUAUGUGCUGGAAGAAGCUGAGCAGCUGGAGCCUCGAGUCAGUGCUCUAGAAGAAGACAUGGAUGAUGUGGAGUCUAGUGAGGAAGAGGAGGAGGAAGAUGAGAAGCUGGAAAGAGUGCCAUCACCUGACCACCGACGAAGAAGCUACCGAGACUUGGACAAGCCAAGGCGCUCACCUGCACUGCGCUACAGGAGGAGCCGGAGUCGUUCUCCCAGAAGACGGAGUAGAUCCCCUAAAAGAAGAAGUCCUUCUCCCCGACGAGAAAGGCAUAGGAGCAAGAGUCCACGACGCCAUCGAAGCAGAUCCAGAGACAGACGACACAGAUCCCGCUCUAAAUCCCCAGGUCACCACCGUAGUCACAGACAUAGAAGCCACUCAAAGUCUCCUGAAAGGUCUAAGAAAAGCCACAAGAAGAGCCGGAGAGGAAAUGAGUAAUGGAUUCAUCUUGAUUUUAGUCCAAAUGACCUCCUGUGGAUCUGAGAGUAUCUGUUUAAGUGGAAUGACCAAGAUCUCCUCUUCAGGCAGCUAUGAGUAUUUUGGGUUUUUCAAAAUCAGCUUCUUGUUUUGUUGGGUUUUGUUUUUAUUUUAGUAUUACAGAGGUGCUAAGUUUUGUAUCUCUUUGGAUUAUAACCAACAGCUUUGAAGAGUGUUUUUGACCAAAUCAAGGUCAGGUUUUGGCCUAACCAACUAUGGUUAUUCAUACUUAGCAGGGUCAAGAGGACCUGGGAAUUGGAGAGGUUCCUGAGUAAAAAGAUGUGAUCCUUUUAUUUGUAAUUAAACCUGAAGCAGUUCUCAUUCUCUGUUUUUUGUUUGUUUCUUUGUUUUGUUUUUUUCUCUAUGAUUAAUUGCUUUGAGAAUCCUCUGGUUUAUGCUGCUUCUAAUAAACACCCAGCUAGUAAAGCAUAGUAAUUCCUAACUUACCACUAAGUACAGACAGCAGUGUGGUAAUAAACAUGCAAGAUAACUAGUUAAUAGUUUUGCAGGAACAGACUACAUUCAAACAUAAAGCUUUUUCUGAAUUUUUAAAUUCAUGUUCAUUAAAUAAUUCAACAUGA
Messenger RNA from Arvicanthis niloticus (Nile rat), 1818 nucleotides. It is a transcript of the gene Prpf38a, whose product is annotated as pre-mRNA processing factor 38A. The record is from RefSeq and is a predicted model, not a curated record. NCBI's taxonomy places the organism in Eukaryota, Metazoa, Chordata, Mammalia, Rodentia, Muridae.